This is a messenger RNA of Tupaia belangeri chinensis (Chinese tree shrew), 1558 nucleotides long. RefSeq names its product SH3 domain containing GRB2 like, endophilin B2 (gene SH3GLB2). NCBI's taxonomy places the organism in Eukaryota, Metazoa, Chordata, Mammalia, Scandentia, Tupaiidae. The record is from RefSeq and is a predicted model, not a curated record. Gene Ontology annotation, molecular function: protein binding. Gene Ontology annotation, cellular component: cytoplasm; membrane. Gene Ontology annotation, biological process: membrane organization.
UUCACGGAGGAAAAGUUUGGCCAGGCCGAGAAGACAGAGCUGGACGCCCACUUUGAGAACCUCCUGGCGCGGGCGGACAGCACCAAGAACUGGACGGAGAAGAUCCUGAGGCAGACCGAGGUGCUGCUGCAGCCCAACCCCAGUGCCCGAGUGGAGGAGUUCCUGUACGAGAAGCUGGACAGGAAGGUCCCCUCGCGGGUCACCAAUGGAGAGCUGCUGGCCCAGUACAUGGCAGAGGCGGCCAGCGAGCUGGGGCCCACCACGCCCUACGGGAAGACACUGAGAACAGUGGCAGAAGCGGAAAAGCGCCUGGGAGCCGCAGAGAGGGAUUUCAUCCACACAGCUUCCAUCAGCUUCCUCACACCCCUGCGCAACUUUCUGGAAGGGGACUGGAAGACGAUUUCGAAAGAGAGACGGCUCCUCCAAAACCGGCGUCUGGACUUAGAUGCCUGCAAAGCCCGGCUGAAGAAGGCCAAAGCCGCAGAAGCCAAAGCCACGUGUGAGGGAGAUACGGUGCCUGACUUUCAGGAGACUAGACCUCGUAAUUACAUUCUCUCGGCCAGCGCCUCCGCGCUUUGGAAUGAUGAGGUGGACAAGGCCGAACAAGAGCUCCGAGUGGCCCAGACAGAGUUUGACCGGCAGGCAGAAGUGACGCGUCUCCUGCUGGAGGGAAUCAGCAGCACACACGUGAACCACCUUCGCUGCCUGCAUGAGUUCGUCAAGUCUCAGACAACGUACUACGCGCAGUGCUACCGCCACAUGCUGGACCUGCAGAAGCAGCUGGGCAGUUCCCAGGGCACCAUUUUUCCAGGCACCUUCGUUGGCACCACAGAGCCUGCCUCCCCGCCACUGAGCAGUACCUCGCCCACCACCACUGCAGCCACUAUGCCUGUGGUACCCUCUGUGGCUGGCUUGGCCCCUCCUGGGGAGGCGGCCCUCUGCCUGGAGGAGGUGGCGCCUCCCGCCAGUGGGACACGCAAGGCCCGGGUGCUCUAUGACUACGAGGCGGCCGACAGCAGUGAGCUGGCCCUGCUGGCUGAUGAGCUCAUCACUGUCUACAGCCUGCCGGGCAUGGACCCUGACUGGCUCAUCGGUGAGAGAGGCAACAAGAAGGGCAAGGUCCCGGUGACCUACUUGGAACUGCUCAGCUAAGCAGGCCCCUCCCGGGCCCCUGCCACCUGGCCAGGGCAGGAGAGGACGGUGCAGCCCUGCCACUUAAUUUUGUUGGUGACACAGCUACGGGAUGGGGCCACCAACCCUGUCCUGUCUGUGCCCGUUAUCCAGCUGUGAGGGAGCCGAGGCCGGUCAGCCCCCACCCUGCCCUGCUUCUGACCAUGGUUCUGGCGCCCCAACCCUGCCUGCGUCCUGAGCACCCCACCCCUGGCUCCCACUAAGGGAUGAGGGGCUGCGGCAGCUGCACUGGGCCACACCUAGGCCAGGGUGGGGCAGUCGCAGAUGGCCCAGGAAGCCUGGGUGCACCUUGGCAAGGAGAGCGCCCGCUUUGUUGCUGCCAAAGGCUGAGGGAGAGCGGCGUGGCGGGGGGCCGGGUGGCGGGGGC